AUGAGCACCCAAACACCCGAGAGGCCGAUGCAAGUCGAACGGACCGUGGAUGUGCGGCUGGUCGAUGCGAUUACCUGGUGGUCGAGCAGCAAACAGGGCGUUCUCUACGCCGCGAACGCCAGAAGACUCGAAAUCCUUCUGAAAAAACUGCCAAUCGUCUCUUACCAUCAUGAUUUGGCCAACUUAGAAUUAGGUCCAGAUGAAAUCGCUGUCAACAAGGAAGGCUUGACGCCGGAAAAUCUCACGAACAAAAAAGAAAUGGCCGCAAUGAUUUUGAGGCCGUAUGGGAACUUGGAGAACUUCUUGAAGGCGAAAUACAACGUCGCACUGAUCUACGUCAACAGCCCGCUCCUGGUCACUGAGCGUAGUCGACCUUUCUCCAUCGAGGAGUUCAGCGUCAAACUCAAGGCAGCUCCGAUCAACUACUUCUUCCCUGUGGUCACCGAGGAAGUCAAGGCCGAGCCAGAAUCGGACUUCGUCAUGCUCUGA
Messenger RNA from Caenorhabditis auriculariae, 489 nucleotides. The record is from the annotation of a GenBank genome assembly. NCBI's taxonomy places the organism in Eukaryota, Metazoa, Nematoda, Chromadorea, Rhabditida, Rhabditidae.